Pyricularia oryzae 70-15 is the source of this 192-nucleotide messenger RNA. RefSeq lists its product as uncharacterized. Bases 1 to 192 code for a protein of 63 amino acids. The transcript is spliced from 2 exons. Lineage: Eukaryota; Fungi; Ascomycota; Sordariomycetes; Magnaporthales; Pyriculariaceae. The record is from RefSeq and is a predicted model, not a curated record.
AUGUUUGGUCGAAAAACUCUUUCGAUAUACGAUUUUCUGCAUACCAACUACCUCCUGUACGGUGCAUGCCAGAACUGCGUAUUUUCCAUGUUCCCCCAAUCGCUCGCCGUCACCGAGAUUGCCAUCAAACUUUUAGCCAUCUAUAAUGAAUCUCUUGAACUGUACCACACCGAGCACGGGACAAGGCUUUGA